This is a messenger RNA of Aspergillus affinis, 258 nucleotides long. RefSeq lists its product as uncharacterized. Lineage: Eukaryota; Fungi; Ascomycota; Eurotiomycetes; Eurotiales; Aspergillaceae. The record is from RefSeq and is a predicted model, not a curated record. The transcript is spliced from 3 exons. Bases 1 to 258 code for a protein of 85 amino acids.
AUGUUCAUUCACAAGAACGACCUCACUUCUGUUCAGUUGAAGGGUGUCCUCGCGGGCCGGAUCAGCAACAUAAGUAUCCGCGACCUGACAAUCUUCAACGGCAUGUGCGCGUCCAUCAUGUUGACAAAAACAAGGACGACCCCGCACUCCGUCAAGUGCUUUCUCAGAGGCCCGAAGGCAGUGUACGCGGUCGGCGUCGCCGACAAAGCGUCCAGUAGCAUCGCUACGUUGAUGACUGACCUGGACAUCUUCGUGUGA